GACAGGUCCCUGGGAGAGUAGAGAUGGGUGGGAGCUUGCUUAUAAAAAGAGGAGUCGCGUCUUCUGUUAGUGGAGCUGCUGCGGAACUCGACGCUGUUUCCUGUUCCCUCGCGAGUGUUGCGGCCAAACUUGAAGUGCAAGUUUAAGGUUCUCUAGAGGACGAAAGAUAAGAAGUUGAACUCUCCCGGCCCAGUCUCCAGCAGGAGCGGCAAGCCCCGACCCAGGUUCAACUACCUGGAGUGUCUGCUACUUGCAUCUCUGCGUCUUACCCCCGCCCCAACUCGGGGUCCCCUUCGAGGCUGGGAGUACAGCGGCCCCCGCUUGUUGGCGGGAUUGAAAGUGCUUGGCGGCCAGUUCCUGCGAACUUGAGGCAGCACUGAGUCCGAUUCCCGCGGAGGACGUGUCCUGAGCCUCAACUUGCAGGGCAGCAAGGGGCUACCUCCAUGAUCGUCAGUGUCUUCGGCCAGCGCGCGUGGGCCCCGGUGGGCGUCCUGGCCUCGUUGGCUAUCUGGUUCCGCCAGCGGCGGGUGGCCCUUGCUGAGGGGCAGACGGCCGACGGCCAGCGCCCCGUUGACCGCAACCUGCUGGAGCUGAAAAUGGUACAGGUCGUGUUUCGGCACGGGGCGCGCAGUCCCCUCAAGCCGCUCCCGCUGGAGGAGCAGGUAGAGUGGAGCCCCCAGCUAUUAGAGGUCCCACCCCAAACUCAGUUUGAUUACACAGUCACCAAUUUAGCUGGUGGUUCGAAACCACAUUCUCCUUACGACUCUGAAUACCAUGAGACCACCCUGAAGGGGGGCAUGUUUUCUGGGCAGCUGACCAAGGUGGGCAUGGAGCAGAUGUUUGCCCUGGGAGAGAGACUGAGGAGGAACUACGUAGAAGAUGUCCCCUUUCUGUCACCAGCCUUCAACCCACAGGAGGUCUUUGUUCGUUCCACUAACAUGUGUCGGAAUCUGGAGUCUACUCGUUGUUUGCUGGCUGGGCUUUUCCAGCGUCAGAAAGAAGGACCCAUCAUCAUCCACACUGAUGAGGCAAGCUCUGAAGUCUUGUACCCCAAUUACCGAAACUGCUGGGGCCUGAUGCAGAGAAUCAGAGGUCGGAGGAAGUCUGCCAUUUUGCAGCCAGGGAUCUCAGAGGAUUUGAAGAAGGUGAAGGCAGGAAUGGGCAUUGAUAAUAGUGACAACGUGGACUUCCUCACGCUCCUGGACAAUAUGACUGCUGAGCAGGUGCACAGCCUCCCAAGCUGCCCUACACUGAAGAGAUUUGCAUGGAUGAUUGAACAGAGAGCUGUGGACACAGCCCUGCACAUGCUGCACCUAGAAGACAGGGAGAGCCUUCAGAUGGCAGUAGGCCCAUUCCUACACAUCCUGGAGGACAAUCUGCUGAAAGCUGUGGACCCCACUACUCCACCUGACAAGAACAGAAAGCUGUACUUGUAUGCAAGUCAUGAUGUGACCUUUAUACCCCUCUUACUGGCUCUGGGAAUUUUUGACCACAAAUGGCCCCCAUUUGCUGUUGACCUGACCAUGGAACUGUACCAGCAUCAGGAAUCUAAGGAGUGGUUUGUGCAGCUCUAUUACCAUGGGGAGGAGCAAGUGCCAAGAGGGUGCCCCGACAAGCUGUGCCCACUGGACAAGUUCUUAAAUGCUGUUUCAGUUUAUACCACAAGCCCAGAAAAGUACCACACACUCUGCUUCCCAGCACAGGCAGUGAAAUCGGAAAAUGGAGCAUGACUGAUUUACACAGCCCAGUUGAUUUUUAAAUAAAAUGGCUUUAUACAAUGCC
Castor canadensis (American beaver) is the source of this 1782-nucleotide messenger RNA. RefSeq names its product acid phosphatase 6, lysophosphatidic (gene Acp6). The record is from RefSeq and is a predicted model, not a curated record. NCBI's taxonomy places the organism in Eukaryota, Metazoa, Chordata, Mammalia, Rodentia, Castoridae. Gene Ontology annotation, biological process: lysobisphosphatidic acid metabolic process; dephosphorylation. Gene Ontology annotation, cellular component: mitochondrion. Gene Ontology annotation, molecular function: lysophosphatidic acid phosphatase activity.